Messenger RNA from Monoraphidium neglectum, 444 nucleotides. RefSeq lists its product as hypothetical. The record is from RefSeq and is a predicted model, not a curated record. Lineage: Eukaryota; Viridiplantae; Chlorophyta; Chlorophyceae; Sphaeropleales; Selenastraceae. The transcript has 4 exons. Bases 1 to 444 code for a protein of 147 amino acids.
AUGGCGCUGGUGCUCACGUCCCUGCCCCCAGCCCUGCUGGCCGGCGCGGAGCCGGGCCCCUCUGAUGCCCUCCAGCUGUCGGCCGCCGGCGUCGCGGCCCGCGUGGCGGUGCCUCUGGCCCUGGCCAACCCGCCCACCCUGAGGCCGGCCAAGGUGUGGGAGUGGUCCGGCCAGGCGGCCGACGAGGGCGACGAGGCGGCAGCCUGGCUGACGUCAUUCCUGGGCAAGCCGGUGCGCCUGGUGCGCUACCUCGGAUCCCUGGACCCGGCGGCAUCCGAUGCAGCAGCCACACUCGCCGCCGAGGCGCUGGCGGCGGGCGAGGGCGCCGCAGGCGCGGAUGCGGGCGCGGCGGGCGCGCUGACGCGCGAGGUGGACUCCCAGUUCGUGCCCUGGGGCGCUGAGGUGGCGUUUGCCGACCCGCUCUCACCUUGCCCCACGACCUGA